AUAUCAGACACUCACCCUUGAAAACUUUUCUGCAACCUGUGCUUCUAAACACUCAUUUGCAGCCUCCCCUCCCUCUCUAUUAUGCACCAUCAUUUUCUCAGGAAACUAAAGCUGUUUUGCACUUAACCGACAUACCUAUUUUUUACCUCUUAUGAUUCUUCACCAAUUAAGCAUAAUCAUGAUCAGUCUAUUUUUACUCCUUACACAUAAUGUUUCAUAUCCCAAUAUUCCAGUCACUAGAGGUACCACUUUCUAGUCCAGUCACCAUCUCCCUUUUAUCUCUCUAUCUCUCUCUUUUUAUUCUCUCUCAUGAUGCAAUUUACUGAAACCCUACCUUCACCACCACCACUCCACCAGACCACUAAACCAUGCCAAAACUUCACUCCAAUGAACCCAAACCAAACCCAUCGAACCCGUCCCUGGCCUGGCUUUCCAGCGCCUAAUAAGGCUCUGGGAACCUUCGGGGACGCCAACUGCAUGGAGCAGUUGCUGGUUCGUUGCGCUAACGCAAUCGAAAGCAACGACGCCACUCUCUCUCAACAAAUCUUAUGGGUCCUAAACAAUAUCGCGCCAUCCGAUGGCGACUCUAACCAGCGGUUAACUUGCGGGUUCCUUCGGGCGUUAAUCGCCCGAGCUGCUAAAACUGGAACCUGCAAGAUGUUAACCGCUGCGCUUUCAAAUUCUAACAUCACUAUUCAAACACAUAAAUUUUCCAUCAUCGAGCUCGCGAGCUUUGUCGACUUGACCCCAUGGCAUCGGUUCGGGUUCACCGCCGCCAACGCAGCCAUACUCGAAGCCAUUGAUGGAUACUCUACUGUCCACAUAAUCGAUUUGAGUCUUACACAUUGCAUGCAAAUCCCUACUUUAAUUGAUGCAAUGGCUGGGAAACUAUCAGAUGGUCCACCACUGGUCAAGCUCACGAUAGCAGGAGCCACUGAAGAUGUCCCUCCAAUGCUAGAUCUUUCGUACGAUGAGCUAGGAGUCAAGCUAGUCAACUUUGCUCGUUCAAGAAACAUAAUCUUGGAGUUUAAUGUAAUCCCUUCAACCUCUUUAGAUGGAUUUUCAUCACUAAUCGAACAUCUAAAGAUUCAAACACUAGUACACGGUCAUGAGACACAUGAAGCAUUGAUAAUAAACUGUCACAUGAUGCUUCAUUACAUCCCAGAAGAAACCACCACAACGACACCGUUUUCAUUCGAAGAUUCGACACCGAGAGCUUUGUUCUUGAAACAAAUCAGAAGUUUAAACCCAACCCUGGUAGUUUUAGUAGAUGAGGAUGCUGAUUUCACAUCAAAUAACUUGGUUUGCAGAUUAAGGUCGGCUUUUAAUUAUUUAUGGAUUCCGUACGACAUAGUGGACACUUUUUUACCUAAAGGAAGCAAGCAAAGGCAAUGGUAUGAAGCUGACAUUUGUUGGAAGAUAGAGAAUGUGAUAGCCCAAGAAGGGUCGCAUAGGAUCGAACGGCUCGAGCCGAGAGGGCGAUGGGUCCAGCGGAUGAGGAACACGGGGUUCCGAGGGGUUGGGUUUGGAGAAGAUAUUGUGGGAGAGGUGAAAGGGAUGUUGGAUGAACAUGCAGCUGGAUGGGGGUUGAAGAAGGAAGAAGAUGAUCUUGUGCUUACAUGGAAAGGACAUAAUGUGGUAUUUGCAACAGCUUGGGUACCAACGUGAUAUGAUAGUUUGUUUGAAUUGACUCAUAAUGAUAUGAUCUUAUUUUGGUAAGUAGAUUUGAUGUUAUUAGAUCAUCUUUUUUCUUUUUGUUGUUGGUAGCAUCUCAAUUUUAAGAAGGUCAGUGACUGUUUUUAGGCUAAUAAUUUAACAUAUUUAAUGAUCAUAUAUCAAAAUAGUUAUGUCUUUCUAAUUAA
Helianthus annuus (common sunflower) is the source of this 1862-nucleotide messenger RNA. RefSeq names its product scarecrow-like protein 32. The coding region runs from base 310 to 1668 and encodes 452 amino acids. NCBI's taxonomy places the organism in Eukaryota, Viridiplantae, Streptophyta, Magnoliopsida, Asterales, Asteraceae. The record is from RefSeq and is a predicted model, not a curated record. Gene Ontology annotation, biological process: regulation of DNA-templated transcription. Gene Ontology annotation, molecular function: DNA-binding transcription factor activity; sequence-specific DNA binding. Gene Ontology annotation, cellular component: nucleus. The transcript has a single exon.